CCCAUGGAGCGGCGGCGGCGGCGCGGCGGAGCGAGCGGCGCGGUGCCGGCGGCCGGCCCAGGCCGCGACUCGCCCGCCGGGAGCCAUGAGCGCGGGCAGCCUGGCCCCGGGCUGGCCUGAGGCGCUGCCGCCCGCCCGGCCCGCCGCGGGCAUGAGCCGGAGCCCCGAGGGGCCCGCGGACGGCCCCGAGCUGCAGCUGAAGGUGGAUUUCUUCCGCAAGCUCGGCUACUCCUCGGAGGAGAUCCGCGGCGUGCUGCAGAAGCUGGGCCUGGGCGCCGACACCAACACGGUGCUGGGGGAGCUGGUGAAGCACGGCCCGGCCGAGCGGGACGGCCCCGAGGCCCCGCCCGAGCCCGCCGAGGCCCCGCUGGUCCCGCGGGGCGGCGCCGGCAACAAAUCCCCGGCGCCCGGCCCCGAGGAAGCGGAGAGCGACAACCUGAAGCCCAUCGUCAUCGAUGGCAGCAACGUGGCCAUGAGCCAUGGGAAUAAAGAAGUGUUCUCCUGCCGAGGUAUCCUUCUGGCUGUCCAGUGGUUUUGGGACAGGGGACACAAGGAUAUUACAGUCUUUGUGCCAUCAUGGAGGAAGGAGCAGCCCCGACCAGAUGUACUCAUAACAGACCAGUACAUCCUGCGUGACCUGGAGAAGAAGAAGAUCCUGGUGUUCACGCCGUCGCGGCGGGUGGGCGGCAAGCGCGUGGUGUGCUACGACGACCGCUUCAUCGUGAAGCUGGCCCACGAGUCCGACGGCAUCAUCGUGUCCAACGACACCUACCGCGACCUGCAGGGCGAGCGGCCCGAGUGGAAGAAAUUCAUCGAGGAGCGCCUGCUGAUGUACUCCUUCGUUAAUGACAAGUUUAUGCCUCCAGAUGAUCCCUUAGGGCGUCAUGGCCCCAGCCUGGACAACUUCCUCAGGAAGAAACCUGUAGUUCCAGAACACAAGAAACAGCAGUGCCCUUACGGGAAAAAAUGCACUUAUGGGAUUAAGUGUAAGUUCUACCAUCCUGAAAGGAUCAACCAGCCCCAGCGCUCGUUAGCUGAUGAACUCCGUGCCAAUGCCAGGCUGUCUCCAACCAGAAGUACCAGUGCCAAGGAGGAGAAGAAGGGGAAGCGGGGUUCUCAGGCAGAGCUCUUGUGCUCUGUGCCCACAGAGAGUGACAAAAGCUCUUUACAGAAGGUCUCUGCAGAGAGGAAGAGCUUGGCCCACAAAGCCAAGCCCAGUGACGUUGUGCUUCAGGCCAAAGGCUGUGUGUCGGGCAGUGUCUCCCCUGACAGGUACCAGCAGCCUCCCAUGGACUCUCUGUCUUACAUCUCUCAGGAGCAUCUCGACUCAGGCAUUGGGUCUCUGGAGAACCAGCUGUCUGACAUGUGGCCUCACAGGUGUACCAGCCACUGUGACCGUUCCCACGCAGAGCAGGUGCCCGUCUGCACCUGCGGUGGGCAGAGACCUGUCUACCCGCAUUCCCCCAGCUUAGAGCAGAACGGGCUGGUCUCCUACAACCACGGCUCCCAUAAAUCUCCUUCCCCUGGUGCUGGCUUCCUGCAGUACAGCCCUGAGCCGCCUUGCUCGGGAGCAGCCCGCUCUUUCUCAGGCUAUGGGGUGCCCGUGCCCGCCGGUGCUGCGGGGCAGUACAGCCUGCCCGGCGAGUUCGGCGCCGCCCUGCCGCGCUCGCGGGAGUUCUGGUCCGAGCCGUACCCGCUGCCGCAGGUGAGAUCCCCCGGUGUGCACAGGGCCUCGGGGCCCUGGGCUGCUGAGGAGCAGUUCGCCGAGGAGCGGGCCAGGGUGCACGUCAGGCUCUGCAGCAUCUUCCACCCGCACCUGGUGGAUGCCGUGAUGGGCCGCUUCCCCCGGCUGCUGGACCCCCAGAGGCUGGCAGCAGAGAUCCUCACCUACAAGGCCCAGAACCCGGGUGUGUGAGGCAGUGCCCAGGGCAGGCAGGUAUGGGGAGAGCUUGCGGGGCUGGGUUUGCCUCUGCAGCUGCCACAGAGGCCUUCUCAGUGCUCCUUCUUGUGCCUUUGGAAGUACUGGGCUCCAGCUGGAGGCUGUGUGCCAGAUGUGGUGUGCUCACUGCAAAUUCUGCUCCAGCUAGGACCACGUGCCUGUGGGAGAGGUGAGAACACCCCAGCGUCCCACCUUCCCCAGGGGCUAAGCAGGAAGGGGAGGCUGCAGCUCUAGAGCAGGACUGUUCCUUUGGGGUUCAUGGGAGUCUGGCACACCCUGAACUGCAGUUCUCCAUAACUGGAUGUGAGAGAAGUGGGUGCUGCCUUUGUAGUGGCCUAAGGCUAGUUUUUGAGGACCUAAAUGCCUUAUCAAUGCUGUUGUUAGGUCCUGACUAAACCUCUUUACUAAAUCCCACCAUUCAGAUCUGUGGCAGAUGUUGGGUUAUUAAUGCAAUCUGAAGCUGGAUUUAUCCAACUGGUUUUACUGAUGCACUUCUUCAAUAAUGUUUUCCACACCCUUCCAACCUCAGCUGACCUUCCUAACUGUGCCCCAUGGACCACAAGUGCUUAGUGAGGUCUCAGCUCCCGGGAGCAGAGUCCCUGCUCAGGAAGAGCAGCCAGACACUGCUCCAGAGCUCUGUGUGUGUGUUGGGCAUGUGCUGACAGCUGCAGUGUCAGAGCGGGUGGGUGAGCUGAGCGUGCUGUGAGCGCUGCUCUGGAACUGUCCCUGUCCCAGGCUGGCUCUGUACAGCACUGACGAGGAUUUAUUAUGUGCCUUGUGCCUUCAAACAGCAAUAGAACAGCUGCAGUCACAUCUGGACUGCUGCCAGGGGCCUUCCCGAGGAGUCUUGACUACUUCGUGUUGUAAAGCUGUUGCUUCCUCUUCUUCCUCACCAAUAUUCCCCUGUCCCCUUUGGCUGUGCCCAACUACAGCAGCAUCCAGAAUUGUAGAGUAAGACUUAUUUGGCAAGACUGUUCCUGUUUCACUUCCUCUUACUCUGUGAGUUUUCUAUUGUAGGUACUGUAAGAGAUUUUAAAUAUGCAAAACCAAUUGCUGUAGUAAUUGGUUCUGGUCCUGGAAUUUUGCUGUGCAAGGGAUGCAGAAAUAUUCCUGGCACGUGCAGGCCAGAAGCAGUUGAUUUGUUGAUACACAUUGUAUCUGUGUGUGUUAUUGUUUCUAAAUACAAUACACCCUCCUGUGGUUAAACCAAGGUUAUUGAGUGGCAAAUUAGGAAGGGGAGAGUGGAAGGCAGCUGGUCCUGAACCCCUCCUGGGAGCAGUGCUGGCUGUCCCUGCUCUUCCCUCUCCUGUCCAAGGAAUGACCUGCCCAGACUGGCACCAUGUGCCAUGGGACCACAGGGACGCAGGAACCUGUAUACCUGGUUAAUAAUGAUACAUUACAAAUUAGUAAUGUUUCAUGUUAGUAAGCAAAAUGCUUCUUAAUUUUAAGUAACCUAAUACUUUGCAUAUUUGUAAAUUACAGAAAAAAUGGUUUUUAAUGUUACUGUUCAGCACCUUGCUGCUUGCAGUUUUAAUCAAUGCUGGUCUCACCUCAGCCAUGUGUUACUUGGCAAGGUGGGUUUGGGUUUCUGGUGGAAUGCUGGUAUCUGCUGCCUCUCUUGCAACGAGAAGAUUAACAUUGUGUACUCCCCAGCUGACACUUGCUGAACUUUCUGUAUCACUAUGCAGUAUAGUCGUGUACUGAAUAGCCAUGUGACAGCCCUGGCAAAGAGCUGUUAUAGAAAUAAAAACUGCUGAAUU
Messenger RNA from Taeniopygia guttata (zebra finch), 3699 nucleotides. It is a transcript of the gene ZC3H12A, whose product is annotated as zinc finger CCCH-type containing 12A. NCBI's taxonomy places the organism in Eukaryota, Metazoa, Chordata, Aves, Passeriformes, Estrildidae. The record is from RefSeq and is a predicted model, not a curated record. Gene Ontology annotation, molecular function: metal ion binding; mRNA binding; RNA endonuclease activity. Gene Ontology annotation, cellular component: nucleus; cytoplasmic ribonucleoprotein granule. Gene Ontology annotation, biological process: 3'-UTR-mediated mRNA destabilization.